Messenger RNA from Rotaria sordida, 2049 nucleotides. The record is from the annotation of a GenBank genome assembly. NCBI's taxonomy places the organism in Eukaryota, Metazoa, Rotifera, Eurotatoria, Philodinida, Philodinidae.
AUGUUUCCAUUAUUGAGAUUUUCUCCAACUGGUCAACAUUUGCUUAUUCAAACAAGACGUUCAUCAUGGAAUACUAGUUCUUAUGAGAAUACUUUGUGGCUCUAUGAUAUACAAAAUCAAACAAAAAAAUUAAUUACAACAAAUCUUCAUAAAUCACUCAAACCACAAUGGUCACCAAGCGGUAAUUACAUUGCAUUAUUACCAAAAAAUCAUUCAUCGGUAAAUACGACUGAUGAUACUCAAAAUAAGCAACAAUCAGAACAAUAUAUAUAUUUAUAUUCUCUCAUAUCAGAUGAACUAUUACCUAUUCAAAUUGGAAAUGAUAGUCUUCUAACUUUUACAUGGUCUAACAAUGAUUCAUCUCUUUACUUAGCUACUAUUAAUUUGCAGUCAAUAGCUGAAGAGAAUGAUUUGUAUAAAGAUGAAUGGAAAGAUGCUGUUCAAUAUCGACAAAGUAUAAUGCGUAAAGGUAGCACAAUCUAUCGUAUUGAUCUCAAUUCAAAUAAUCUCUUAUUACCUGUGGAAAGAAACAUCAUACGAAAUGUAUCCUUUCUCAUCAGUCAAUUAUUAUAUGUUUCAUUUGAAGAAAAACUCAUCCUGUCAUCUGCAUCUACACUAAUCGAAAAUUUAGAUGAUUUUGAACUAUAUGCAAUUGAUCUUCGAAAUACAUCAGCAUUAUCAAAAUUAACAAAUAAUGAAGCACUCGAAAUGGAAUUACAUUUGUCGGCCGAUGGUCGACAUUUACUAUUCCGAACGAUUAGUCUCAGUUCGAAUAGAGGAAAAUUUAACGAUACACAAUAUCGUCUUUAUUCUUUAAAUUUAAUGAACGGACAAAUAACACGUUUAGGAGAAAAAUUUCGUGGUAGUAUUUUUGGAUACACACCCAAGUCUAAUUCUAGUGUUUAUAUACUUGGACAAUUAGGAACAGAAGUACAAAUUUAUACACAACAAUCACCAACAGAAGAUUUAAUUUAUCAUAAUGGAUGGAAUGGAACAUACGAAUCGAUUGUGUCAUCACCUAAUAAUGGAUCAAUUGUAUUUGUUUAUUCAUCAUUCGAAAAACCAAUGGAAAUUUAUUUGAUUAACAAUAUUGAUCAAUUGAAAUCAGCACAAGCAAUAACCAAUGAAAAUGACUUAUUUACUCAAAGAAAUCUACCGAAAACAAAAGUGUACACUUGGAUAAAUAAAGAUGAUCAUCAAGUGAUUGAAGGAAUACUUCAUUAUCCACCUGGCAAUUUUGAAUCUAAAAAUCUAUCUCUUUUAGUUCUUAUUCAUGGUGGUCCCUAUUGGGCUAGUCUAAAUAUACUUCACCUAGCUUGGUAUGAUUGGGCUACAUUAGCAGCUUCAGAAGGUUGGUUGGUAUUAGAACCUAACUAUCGAGGAUCAACAGGCUAUGGUGAUCAAUUUAUCAAUGAAGUUCGUUAUAGGCCUUUAUCUCGACCAGGAAAAGAUAUUCUUUAUGGGAUUGAUCAAUUGAUUAAAGAUGGCAUUGUUAAUCCACAAAGACUUGCUAUCGGUGGUUAUAGUUAUGGUGGUUUUUUAACAAAUUGGUUGAUUACACAGACUAAACGUUUUAAUGCUGCUCUAUCUGGUGCUGGCCUUGUUGAUCAUACUUCAGGAUGGGGUAUGAUGGAUCUACCUAUACUACUUAGCUACUUGCUUGGAGGAUUUCCAUGGGAAGUACCACAUACUUAUCAAAAUGAAGCACCUAUUUAUUAUUUAGAUAAAGUACGUACGCCUACACAUAUUGUUACUGGCGAAGAUGAUAAUCGAGUUCCUGCAAGUCAAAGCUAUAUAUUAGAACGAGGUCUUCAUUAUCUUGGUAUACCAGUACAAUUAAUUACUUUUCCAAAGGAAGGACACUCAUUGAAUAAUAAUCCUUGGUAUGGAAAAGUAAAAGUUCGAGAAGAGUUUAAAUGGUUACAAAAAUAUGGUAAUCGAUCAGUAAACUACAAUGAAUUAUCUAGUGACAGUGAGAAAUCGAAAUUAUCUUAUGCUUUACAAUUCUAUAUAGUCUUAUUUUCGAUUGUAGUAAUAAAUAAUAAAUAA